Molecule: messenger RNA, 309 nt
Organism: Histoplasma mississippiense
Lineage: Eukaryota; Fungi; Ascomycota; Eurotiomycetes; Onygenales; Ajellomycetaceae
Exons: 2
Coding region: 1-309 (102 amino acids)
Source: RefSeq, a predicted model, not a curated record
AUGCAACUCUCCUUCGCUUCCGGACUCAUGAUGUUGGCUGCGGCCUGCGUUGCCUCUCCAGCUCCUGCCACUGAACCUGCUGCAAGAGCUGCAGCAGAUAAAAUCCCUGGACCAUAUGAUUAUCCAGGCCCUUAUGAUUUCCUCGGGGAGGCCACAGGUCCGUGGGAAUGGUGCGCGCCUAAGGUUUACUGCCAAUUUGAUAAGGAUUGCUCCGCACAGGAGGACUGCAAGAAGAAAGCUGGAGGCAGGGGCGACCUCGCCCGCUGCGGCUGGGGCGUGUGGCCUCAAUCUUGCUGGACUUGGACCUAG